UAGAGGAUUCCCCCUACUACUAAACUAACAAAUUAAAACUUUGUAGCAGUUGAGCUACGUCUACAAUUUCAUGAUCUCAUGGCCAAUUAGUCCACCAAACCCAUAUACCCUCCUCCCAUCAUUCUCCUUCUAGUCCUCUCUUUGUUGUCCACAUCCCAUACCAAGAAUCAUCCCAAUUCAUGGCAGAGGAAGGGUUCAGCUUCCCUGGAAUCCCAGACCCAUCGACCUGCUCGAUCUGCUCGCCCCCGCUUUGGCCCGUGUCGCCCCCUCCGGCGCCUCCCCUCCGAGACCGAUCGUCCUCGGAGGGCUCGGACGAGGGAGUCCUCGGCGAAGCUGGCGGCCUGUGUGAAGAGGAGGAGGAGAGGAUGGACAUGUUGUGGGAGGACUUCAACGAGGAUUUGCCGAGGAGCUGCAGGCAUCCCGUGUCGUCAUGGUCGUCGGCCUCGACGUCGUCGUCAAGGGACAUUGAGGAAUUCGGGGGUGCCAAGGCGCGGGCAGUGUCGAGGGCUAAUGUUGCAUUGGUGUCCGCUAAGAGGACACCGCCCCCGGGUGUGGUGGUGCUGAUCAAGGUGUUGAAGAAGCUCUUCUUGCUGCAUCACAGUCACAACACGCCUGGUUCCAUGAAGAAGCCAUGCCCAUGGUGAUCCCGUUGAAGAUUCCUCUGGGUUGAAUAAUUCAAUUCCCUUUUUUUCUCUCUUUGCCUUGUAAUUUUGUCUCUAAUUUGUCAUACAGGGAGCUAAUUUGUUAAUUUACUUCGGGUAUAUUUUAAGGGAUGCCCAAAGAGGAGCACCAGACAAAGCAAUCAACAUGCGUUGUUUGCACAUCUAGAUUCUUUUAGAUCUGUUUGUUGCUGAUAAAGCUUAUGUUUGGC
Messenger RNA from Rhodamnia argentea, 871 nucleotides. RefSeq lists its product as uncharacterized. The transcript has a single exon. Lineage: Eukaryota; Viridiplantae; Streptophyta; Magnoliopsida; Myrtales; Myrtaceae. Bases 180 to 644 code for a protein of 154 amino acids. The record is from RefSeq and is a predicted model, not a curated record.